Messenger RNA from Dinoponera quadriceps, 786 nucleotides. It is a transcript of the gene Mpc1, whose product is annotated as mitochondrial pyruvate carrier 1. The coding region runs from base 389 to 703 and encodes 104 amino acids. The record is from RefSeq and is a predicted model, not a curated record. Gene Ontology annotation, cellular component: mitochondrial inner membrane. Lineage: Eukaryota; Metazoa; Arthropoda; Insecta; Hymenoptera; Formicidae. The transcript has 3 exons. Gene Ontology annotation, biological process: pyruvate import into mitochondria.
UAUUCUGGAUUUCCUCGACCUCAUCAAUCAAGCCCUUUAACUUUGUAUACUCCGUUUUUGUCCAAUCCUACGUUGAGCGGUGUUGAGGAUGCACCUUUAGAGCACCUGAAAGAAAAUUGAGAGAAAGAGAAAAAGAAAGAGAGAGAGAGAGAGAGAGCUCAAUUAUAUUCGAUCGAAGUAGUUCCCGUACGAUUAUGCAACUCUAAAUUGUUUAGGUUUCCCUUAGCAUCGAGCAGCAGGCGAUUGGCGGGGACAUUGGCCGGCUCGGCGGUAAGAGGUUUUCUUUCUCCCCGCACUCUUCCACUGUGUGUCCGAGCGAGGUUCCACGCUUCCGGAUUUUCGCGCAGUCUCUCCUCUUCUUCCCAGUGUGCUCUCGAAAACCCUCAAGAUGAAUCGUCUAAUGAAGAUCCUCCGGAGCAAGGAGACCCGCGAAUACUUUAUGAGCACGCACUUUUGGGGGCCGGUCGCCAAUUGGGCGAUACCGAUCGCUGCCAUUUCCGAUAUCCAGAGGGACCCCAAGUUUAUUAGCGGUAAAAUGACCUUUGCAUUAUGCUUAUACUCAGCAAUGUUUAUGAGAUUUGCAAUCAAGGUGCAGCCACGCAACAUGCUUCUGUUUGCCUGCCAUUUUGUCAAUGAGGGUGCACAAAUUACACAAGGCUAUAGAUUUAUAAAUUAUCAUUACUUCAGUAAGGAGCAGCAGUAAGCCAAAGUAAUAUUCAUUUGCCAAAGUGAUUCAUUUUUGUUAAUAACAAAUCAUAUUAUUUAUAUAUAUAUAUAUAUAUAUAU